This is a messenger RNA of Auanema sp. JU1783, 4824 nucleotides long. The record is from the annotation of a GenBank genome assembly. NCBI's taxonomy places the organism in Eukaryota, Metazoa, Nematoda, Chromadorea, Rhabditida, Rhabditidae.
AUGACAGCAGCCGAUGAUUGCUCCAAAGUCAAAGUGGCUGUUAGGGUACGACCCUUCAAUAAAAGAGAAAUCGAUCUCAAAACUAAAAGUGUUGUUCGCAUGAACCAUGGACAGACUAUAUUAGAGCCGUCUUCAGAUGAUAAGCAGCUAAAGACAUUCGCCUUUGAUCACUCAUUUUAUUCACAAGAAUCAGAUGCACCUAAUUAUGCAAGUCAAGAAGAAGUUUUCCAACAUUUGGGAACUGGAGUACUGGAAAAUGCAUUUGAGGGAUAUAAUGCAUGCAUUUUUGCUUACGGACAAACGGGUUCUGGAAAAUCAUAUUCAAUGAUGGGAACAGCUGAUCAACCGGGAAUCAUUCCUCGUUUAUGCAAUGAAGUCUUUAGACAAAUAGAAGUAACUUCAUGUGAAACUCAUCAAUAUAAAGUAGAAGUAUCAUAUAUGGAAAUUUAUAAUGAAAGAGUUCGAGACUUGUUAGAUCCAAAAAAGUCCAAUAAGCAUUUGAAAGUUCGUGAACAUAAAAUUCUUGGUCCCAUGGUCGAUGGUCUUUCAGUUCUCGCCGUUUCAUCAGCUGAACAAAUCGCAUGUCUCAUAGAGGAAGGCAACAAAUCCCGUACUGUUGCGGCUACUAACAUGAAUGCUGAAAGUUCACGUUCACACGCUGUUUUCAACAUAACCAUCACCCAAAUAUUGAAAGAUGACACUAGUGAUUUUACGGGAGAGAAAGUUUCGAAAAUUUCCUUAGUUGAUUUGGCUGGAAGUGAAAGGGCUGGAAAAACUGGAGCUAUUGGUAAACGACUUGAAGAAGGAGGAAACAUCAACAAAUCAUUAACAACACUUGGAAUGGUAAUAUCUGCUUUGGCUGAAAGAUCGAAUGGCAAAAAAGAAAAAUUCAUUCCAUACCGAGAUUCUGUUUUGACAUGGCUGCUGAAGGACAAUUUGGGUGGAAAUUCGAGGACAGUGAUGAUCGCUACUAUCUCACCUGCUGCUGAUAAUUACGAAGAAACGUUAUCCACUUUAAGAUAUGCUGAUCGAGCAAAGAAGAUUGUUAACCACGCUGUUGUUAAUGAGGAUCCUAAUGCCCGUGUCAUUCGUGAGCUUCGAGAAGAAGUAGAAACUCUUCGACUACAGAUAAGCCAAACUUUGAAAGAGCAAACGGAGACAGAAGAGCUACGGGAAAGACUUGCUGAAAGUGAAAGGCUAGUGGCCCAAAUGAACAAGUCAUGGGAGGAACGAUUGAAGGAAACAGACACUCUCAAUAAGGAACGUCAACGUGAUUUGGCAGAUAUAGGAAUAUCAAUUGAGUCUAGCGGAAUUAAAGUGGAAAAAGAUAGAUUCUAUCUGGUUAACUUGAAUGCUGAUCCUUCUCUCAAUGAGCUCUUGGUUUAUUACAUUAAUGGCACUGGAAUAAUUGGCAACUUGGAUGAUUUCGAAACUAGUCAAGAUUCUGGGUUAGGAACAUCAAUGGAUGAUGUUGAUAAGAAAGACUUGGAACGAACCUCAAUCGUUCUUAGAGGAUUGGGUGUGAUGCGUGAACAUGCUAAACUAACGAUAUCUGAAGAAAAUGGAAGACAACGGAUGUAUGUAGAGCCACUCAGUCCAAACGCCAGAAUAUGUGUUAACGGAAGACAAAUCACUGAACGAGUUCUUCUCCGUCACGGUAACCGCCUACUCAUCGGGAUGAACCACUUCUUCAAAGUUAAUUGCCCUAAGGAAUUAGAUCAGAUGGCUCAAUCUGUGAUGGAUGAUGGAGUUCUUUUUGAUUACGAUGAUGCUUGGCAUGAGGUGAACGGCGAUGGCUCAAACCCGAUUUCUUCGGCGGUUGACCAGUAUAUGGAGCAAGUUACUCUCAAACAUCAAGAGGACAAGAAGGCAGCUUUGGAGCAACAAUAUGAAGCAUUCGAAAGAUACAUUCAAAGCUUGACAGCUGGAGGUUUCACACCGUCUACUCCAAUGACACCUGCUUUCGGCUUUGCCGGAACUCCUUUGGCAACUCCUGGAUCAGGACUUCCUCCUUUCCCUUUCCCAACUAAUCCUAAGCAAAGUGUUCGUAGUAAAUUCUUCUACUGGGCUCAAAGAAAAGAAGAAUUGUUCGCGGAGUCGUUGAAAAAGCUUAAAUCCGAAAUAAUCCGAGCCAAUGCUCUUGCUCGAGAGGCAAACAUGAUCAGUAAGGAGUUGGCUAAUAGUAGGAGGCAAACAACCUAUGAUGUUACUUUACAAAUUCCUGCAUCUAAUCUAAGGCCUAGUAGAAUACAAUUCGGGGCCUUUGUUUGUGAACCAGCCAUUGUUGUUCGUCGGGUUGGAAUGAGUGGUAGUCAAGUUUGGUCUGUUUCUCAAUUAGAGAACAAGCUGAUUGAUAUGAGAGAUAUGUUCAACGAUAAACUAAAUGGAGUGGCCAAUGAUGAUAACUCUGCCAUAUGCUCUCCAGAAAGCUCACCGAUGAAAUCAGUGCCAGAUCAAGAAGAUAACAUGAUGAUUGAUCCAUUCUUUGAAAGCCAGGAACAUCAUAAUUUGAUUGGUGUGGCUAAUGUAUUUCUGGAAGUGUUGUUCCAUGACAUGAAGCUUGAUUACCAAGUUCCCAUCAUUUCCCAACAGGGAGAAGUCUCAGGACGGUUGCAUGUUCAAAUCUAUAGGAUCGCUAACCCCGUUGGUGAUCAUAGUCAGGAUUAUCUUCUAGAUACGGAUGACAUUACAAAACCAGAGAACUUGCUGGGCAAAGUGAUAACCUGCCGAGUCCGUAUCAAGCGAGCCUCUGGAUUACCGGAAGCAUUGUCCCACUUUGUGUUCUGUCAGUAUUCUUUCUUCCAUCUGUCUGAAAUGCUUGUUGUUGCUCCGGUGUUUGAUACUUCUCAGCCUGCUGAUGAUCAGACAGCUUCAACAGCAUUCAAGUUCGAGCAUACGAAAGACUUUUCUGUUGUUGUAACAGAAGAGUUCUUGGAAUAUGUUCAUGAAGAUGCUCUUUCCAUAGAAGUAUGGGGUCACAGAAACUGCGAUGCAGUUUACGAGCAAAAGCUGGAUGCGGAGGAGAAGAGUAAAUCUUUACAGGCUCGUUGGUCAGAAGUGUCCAGACGAUUAGAACUUUUUGCUGAGUUCCGUGAGUUAUCGGAUAAUGGACAAUGGGCUCCAGUUGAAGUUCGACAACAAGAAGUUGGAACUGGUGGAGUUCAUCAGCUCAAACAAGGUCAACAGCGGAGACUUCUUGUUGGCUUGAACGUUCCUCCGGUUGGUGGACUACCCUUGGGAAUAGAUUCGAUCACUUCUGUAUCUAUCGGAUGCGUUUGUGUUCGUCAAGCCGAUGUUCACAAGCCUUUAGAUAGUUAUCAAGAAGCUGAUUUGGACAAACUACGGUGUCAAUGGUCAGAUGCUUUGAAAACCAGACAGAAGUAUUUGGAGUUACAGCUGGAUACGUUAUCCUCUAAACCGAUCAAAAGUGAAUUGGAAAAAGAGCGUGAACAUAGUUUGAUGGGUCAAUGGGUAGCAUUGACUGAAGAACGUACCGCUGUGUUUGUUCCUCCACCAAACUCUGAAAUCCCGGGAGCUCCAGUAGACUGGGAACCACCUGAGGGCGUUGAACGUCACGUUCCUGUUCUGUUUCUGGAUUUGAACUCUGAUGACAUGACUGGCGAAUUAACGAGCGAUGAGGCAGCUCCUCAGGCUCCUGGUCUUUAUUCGAUUUUACCGAAACAACAUGUUGGAGGUGCCUUGAUUAUUUUACCAAUUUUAAGUUAUGAUGAAAAUCAGCGUACUGCAACUUGUUCCUGGGAUAGCUCCAUCCAUGAUCAUCCCGCAUUGAACAUACCUACUAAUCCUAACGAAAGAGUCUACGCAGUAGUCAAAGUGAAUGUUCGAUUAACACAUCCUUGUCCGAUGGAAAUCGUUCUGAGAAAACGGGUCUGCCUACAUAUCUAUAAAAAAACGAGUUUAACUGAGCGUAUCUUCAAACGAAUAGUGGGGUCGGAAUCUUUACAUAAGACAUCAGUGUACUAUGACGUUGUUGCUCAUAUACCAAAGUCAUCCCAUGAUAUGGAAGAGAGAUCAUCAUUGGCUUUAAUGGCUGCUCAGCAUACUUCUUCUUGUGAUGAUGAAAACGAGGUGGAACAACGCACUAACAAACAAUUAAGUUAUAUCGAGGCUUACACCAAGUCCAUUCAAGCUGUUGAAUCUAUGUUGAAACUGGAUAGGUUACGGCAAGAAGUGGCAAUAACUAAUAUGCUCAGCAAGAAAGAUAGAUUACAGCGUUUGUCUCACUUGGGUAUACCCUCUCAGGGUUUUCGAAUGAAAAGAGCGGUCAGCUUACCAAAUACUAGUGCUAUUUCACCAAGCUGUCCACCAGUACCUCCUUCGGCUAAUGUCCCUAACAGGAUGGGAACUUCAAUGAUGACUGAGAAUUCGGGCAGGAGGCCGGGCGACACUCCAAUGAGUAUGAGUACAAACUCUUCAUUAGUUCGACCCACUUUUCUUAAUCUGAAACCGUUAUAUAACGGAAAAUUGACUAGUCUGGCAAGCCCACUCAAUGAACGUCUAGGAGGAAUUAUUGAAGAGAACUGUUCGAAAACCAACGAGGCUUAUCCAACCCGCUCUAACACGGUGCCAGAAACUUUGAAUUCAACUAUAGAUCGAGAAUCCGAACAAUAUUUGGAUGAAUGUAAUGGUAACCUAGUUUCAUCAACUCUGACAUCAUCUUCGUCGGCGAUGACUUCAUCCUCAUCAACAGAUGAAGAGAACAGACCUCAGAUUUUCUUACAUAUGAACAACAAUCAGCAAGAUAAGCCCUCCAAGUUAUUGUUAAAACCCGGUCCAUUGGAUCUCAAUAUUUCAUCGUUGUGA